UUUCUAUGUUUACCAAAAUAAGGUAGUUACCGGUAACUUUUCCGUCGGAGUGUACCCAGGGUUCCUAUAAUAAUUUGAUAGUAAUCUUAGUGUAGGAAUUGUAGCAUAUCUAACCUAAAUUCGGUGUGUUCAUUUAUGCCUGUCUGAUAAGAGUUAUUUCGAUUUGCAGAGCUGUUUGAAAUACUAUUGUAUUUUUACGAAAUAGUGGCGUGUUGAAUACUAAACGACCAUAAUAUGAGAUUUGUAUCAAAAUUAUUAUGAGAACCCUUGUAUAUUUGUUUUUCUGUGCCGUUGUGUCCAGUCUUUUAUAUGGAACUGCAGCUCAGGUACUACAUUCUGUCAGUGGAGAAGUGUCAAGUGGAAAUUAUACCUAUUACAGUUUAAUGUAUAAGGGCCCAAUUACAUUAUAUUUGUAUUCCACGUCAGGCGAUGCUGAUAUUUAUGUUUCACAGUUUGUAAAUAAACCAUCCUUUGAACCAGAUAAUUACUGUUUACAAUCAUCUACUUGUGGCUUAGACGUUAUUCAUAUACCAAAGAGUUUCAACAGACCAGUGGGAAUUGCUGUUUACGGACAUCCAUCACAUGAAUUUAGUGAAUAUUAUCUGGACGUAGUUUAUAGACAAAGCAAAGACGCUUACGUUUUUGAAGAGGACGAAGAUUUUUACCCUGAAGACAAUCCAUCUGAAGAAGAAGAAGAAACUCCUCAGAGCUCACCUGAGGUACCACACAUAGCACAUGAGUUAUUUAAUUGUAUUUAG
Messenger RNA from Homalodisca vitripennis (glassy-winged sharpshooter), 758 nucleotides. Its product is annotated as UPF0669 protein v1g209471-like. The transcript is spliced from 4 exons. The record is from RefSeq and is a predicted model, not a curated record. NCBI's taxonomy places the organism in Eukaryota, Metazoa, Arthropoda, Insecta, Hemiptera, Cicadellidae. Bases 258 to 758 code for a protein of 166 amino acids.